Messenger RNA from Fraxinus pennsylvanica, 621 nucleotides. NCBI's taxonomy places the organism in Eukaryota, Viridiplantae, Streptophyta, Magnoliopsida, Lamiales, Oleaceae. The record is from the annotation of a GenBank genome assembly.
AUGAUUAUCACAAAGCAAUACCGCUGCAUACAUUCAGUAAGUUGUCGUUGCACAAAAGGGCAUCUUACCGAGGAAGUGAUAUUCCUGGUUUUUGAUCAACUAAAUUGGAACCCUAAGUUGGUUGCAACACUUUCUUGUGUAUGCAAAUGGUUUGACGAUCUUGCAAAACGAGUCCUCUGGAAAGAGUUUUGUAAGACACGAGCUCCAAAAAUGAUGCUUGAUUUGCAAUCCAAUGGAAGUCACAAUAUUGAUGGUAACUGGAGAGCACUCGGCAAGCUACUCAUAUACUGUUCCGGAUGUGACGAGGGUGGCUUAUUCAAUAACAUUCUCAUUCCUGGCCACUUUGUGUACAAAACAAGGUUCUCAAAAACAUCGGGGAAGAGCUUUUUAUUGCCACAGUGUAAAACUGAUGUUUUAUACGUGUCUGAUCCCUGUGAACAUCUCGGCCAAGGGGAUGAUGGGGAUGUUGGAUUUUUCCGAGGAAUAUUUAAAUCUUUUGCGACAUCAAAGGUCAGGAAAUUGCUGAUUAACAGGAGCGCACCACUGCAUCCUACAGGGAUGAAGCAUCAGAGGAGUGACGUAUUAGUGAUCACAAAGUGCAUCUUUAAUCAGGUACUAUGA